AUGGUCAGCAAGAAACAAAAUCAGCACAGUUGGAUCGCAUACCUCAAGCUGCUCGCCCGGAAAACAUUUUCCCGAAACUUGGUUAUGGGCUACAAUGCAAACAGGGUACUUUCGAGUAAUGGUUGCGCUGUUAUCAAGAGCACAAUCCCCGACACAAUCACCUCGUGGUUCAUCAGCGCAUUCGCUAUGCAUAUGGAGACUGGUCUGGGCAUCGCACCCACACCUACCAAGGUCACAGUUUUCCGACCGUUUUUCAUCAAACUAUCGCUGCCUUACUCUAUAAUAAGAGGCGAAACGGUAGCCAUUGAGGCCAUUGUCUUCAAUUACACCACAAAACCAAUUCAAUCGGAAGUAAUAUUUGAUAACAAGAAGCAAGAGUUUGAGUUCAGCGACCGAUUGGACACAAAAGGAGUAAAUGUCUCUGAAAUAAGACAAUUGGUGUCAAUCCCUGCCAACGAUGGCGUUUCGCUCACAUUCACGAUAACACCGAAAACUAUGGGUUAUAUUGACAUCAAACUGACGGCUACCUCAGCCAUGGCUGGAGACUCUGUGCUCAAGAAACUACUGGUGAAACCCGAGGGUCAGACACAACACUUUCAGUAA
Messenger RNA from Oppiella nova, 603 nucleotides. The record is from the annotation of a GenBank genome assembly. NCBI's taxonomy places the organism in Eukaryota, Metazoa, Arthropoda, Arachnida, Sarcoptiformes, Oppiidae.